This is a messenger RNA of Oncorhynchus masou masou (cherry salmon), 3719 nucleotides long. RefSeq names its product choline/ethanolaminephosphotransferase 1-like. Gene Ontology annotation, molecular function: diacylglycerol cholinephosphotransferase activity; ethanolaminephosphotransferase activity. Lineage: Eukaryota; Metazoa; Chordata; Actinopteri; Salmoniformes; Salmonidae. The transcript has 10 exons. The coding region runs from base 266 to 1543 and encodes 425 amino acids. Gene Ontology annotation, biological process: phosphatidylethanolamine biosynthetic process. The record is from RefSeq and is a predicted model, not a curated record. Gene Ontology annotation, cellular component: Golgi apparatus; endoplasmic reticulum membrane.
UUAAAGAAGAUCCCUGAGUGGGACGUGUUGUUGAUCCUACCUGCAGUAACGCUCGCUGAGGGCUGUUGCAUCUUUACCCCCGCCGUGAACGGGAAGACGACUGCUGCAACCCUACCAAGGAGUCAUUCGACGCACUGUGAAGUGCCCCGGACGUCGGACACCCUGCCCUCUUUACUAGCCAGUGUGCAGCUCCAUUGUGGAGCCCCAGCAAGUGGCGGGGGAGGCUGAGGCAGCCUGAAGUAGAGGGCACUGUGCUAGCAGGGCCAUGAGCACCACUGGGUACCAGCAGCAGCAGGGGGGUGUUCGGACACGCAGAGGCCCAGUCAAGGAGAGGGAUCCUGGGCAGGGUGUGGGCAUGGAGGCGGCCUGCUGGCUUGCCCCAGGAGCCCUGCGCAGGCUGAUUGAGCUGCCCACUCCCCCGCUCGACCGCCAACAGCUGAAGAGACUGGAGGAACACAGGUACAGCAGUGCAGGUCACUCCUUGCUGGAGCCUCUGAUGCAGUGCUACUGGGAGUGGCUGGUGGGCCAUGUGCCCACCUGGAUUGCCCCCAACCUCAUCACCAUCGUGGGCCUGGCCACCAAUGUAUUCACCACCCUGGUGCUGGUCUACUACUGCCCCACUGCCACUGAACAGGCACCGCUGUGGGCAUACCUGCUGUGUGCGGUGGGCCUGUUUGUGUACCAAUCACUGGAUGCCAUUGAUGGGAAGCAGGCCAGACGAACUAAUAGCAGCUCUCCGCUGGGUGAACUGUUUGACCACGGCUGUGACUCCCUCUCCACAGUGUUUGUGGUCCUGGGCACCAGUAUAGCAGUGCAGCUGGGCACCAACCCUGACUGGAUGUUCUUCUGUUGUUUCGCUGGCAUGUUCAUGUUCUACUGUGCCCACUGGCAGACAUACGUCUCCGGCACCCUGCGCUUCGGCAUCAUUGACGUGACUGAGGUGCAAAUCUUCAUUAUAAUCAUGUAUUUGCUGGCCGCCGUGGGAGGAUCCGCUUUUUGGCAGUCACUGAUCCCAGUCAUAAACAUCCAGAUGAAAAUAGUUCCAGCCAUCUGCACUUUCUUAGGGGCUGUCUUUUCCUGUACUAAUUACUUCCGGGUUAUAUUUACCGGAGGUGUGGGCAAAAAUGGAUCAACAAUAGCAGGAACCAGUGUCCUAUCUCCCGUGUUACAUAUAGGCUCAGUAAUAAUACUGGCCAUGAUGAUCUAUAAGAAGUCCGCUAUCCAGCUCUUUGAGAAGCACCCCUGUGUUUAUAUCCUGGCCUUUGGUUUUGUGUCAGCCAAGAUCACCAACAAAUUAGUUGUAGCACAUAUGACAAAGAGUGAGAUGCAUCUACAUGAUAUAGCAUUCCUGGGGCCAGGCCUGCUGUUCCUGGACCAGUAUUUCAACAGUUUUAUUGAUGAAUACCUGGUGCUGUGGAUUGCAGUGAUCCUGUCUUUCGUUGACUUGGUGCGUUACUGUGUCAGUGUUUGCAACCAGAUUGCCUCCCAUCUUCACAUCUUUGUCUUCAGAAUCAAGCCAUUGACCCCCUCCACCCUUCAGUGAGGACACAGAACUAUUACACUCUUCCCCCUCUCUCUCCCUCCCUCUCUUAAUGUUAGAUUGCUUGUUGUCACUCUUUCUUUACCCUUUUUACAUGUGUUGGGGUGGAUCUAUUACCGGUAGAGGUUCAGAGUGAAUGAGGGGAUAGAUGAAACAUGAGGUGUUACGUUAUCUUCCAUCACUGCUUUGUGCAAUUUGUGUUGAUUUCAUCUUGUUACAGUAGUCAGAUUCCGAGACAAAAAUAAUGAUUUGUCCCUUUUUUCUGCAGUGAAUGGUCACAUAUAGGAAAUGUACUGAGUGGUCUCCUCUGUGCCAGAGAGGGUAAAUUAGUGCAAGAAUGCAAUGGGUUUGAAUAGGUUCUACCUUAUUCAUUUAAUAAUUCUGUUAUUGUACUUUAUAACAAACAUUUCUUGUUGAUGGUGUGUUUGUUCUCUACAAGAAAAUGUAGAGCAUAGGAAGUGAUUUACACAGGAUGUCUGUCUGCUUUCAGUUUUGUAAUAUUUGCAUAACCUUUUUUCAGUUUCAUAAAUAUAUAACUAUUAGUGUUGAUAGUUGUGCUGUUCUAUUAUUUCAAAAUGUCUCACCUGGCACAUCUAUCAAUCUUGCAUAAGUGUUAUUAUUAACCCUGCAAUAAUUAUGAUUGCAUUUCAAUUCGGAUUUCUGUAAAAUAUUACAUAUGUAAACAUGUUAUUUUAGGGUGCCCCUGAUCAAUGGCUUACAACAAAUUAUUGUAAAGUAUUCAAAUAGUAUUGCACCUUUUGAAAAGAUGGGUGUCUCGAGCCUCGUUUCCCUCAAAUGGCUCAAGCAUUUGUCUCUAAAGCCACAAACAUUACACAACACUUAUAGCACCACAUGCAGGAUUGCUAAUGGUUGUCUUGGGAAUACUAUUCUGUAUAUCCUGUCUAAUAUUGCUUUUAAAAAAGGAAAAUAGUUUAAUGUUUAACAAAUCAUGGAAAAAAAACUUGCAGCAGUUUUCUUGCUUUAGAUUUUUGUACCUGCUUGUAAUUUUCUUGGCCUGUUGCAUUUCUGCCCUCUCAGAUACUGAAGCGUUGCAAUUUGCUCAGAAUGCUCAACGAAAAUGCCAAGUGUUGAUGCACCCUUAAUUAAUGAGGAAAAGUAAUGAUGUGAUUUUCUCCCCAAAAAGUAGUCAUUCUUAUAAUUUGAAGCUAAAUAUGUUGUCUGUUGUUUUUUUCUGCUAGUGUUUGUUCAAUGGUGUGCUUGCUACCACAGCUAAAUGACAAUUAGUAACUUUAGUCCUACAGCCUGUUUCUAAAUGUUUUUUUAAUUAGUUUACUUGUAAAAAAAAAUGUAUUUAAGUAGGAAAGUCAGUUAAGAACAAAUUCUUAUUUACAAUGACCGCAUAGGAACAGUGGGUUAACUGCCUUGUUCAGGGGCAGAACGACAGAUUUUUACCUUGUCAGCUUGGGAAACGAGCAACCUUUCGGUUACUGGCCCAACGCUCUAACUAGGCUACCUGCCGCCCCAACACAAUGUGUUGAAAGGUGAUUUUGACUGAUAAUGUAGGGCUAUCCAAAGCUUGUUUAUAUCUACAAUCUAAGGACAUGUUUUCUGAGUCUACUUUUUUAAAUAAAUUUCCUUUAAAAUGACCUAACACAAUAACAACUUUCUUUAUGUAGCACAAUCUGCACUGUGCCAGAUCCACAUACAGCAAUUAAGUGUUUUGGGAGAUUUCGUGAAACAAAAAUUAUUAUCUGACUGUGCCCUAAUCAUAUUUGUCUGUACCAUGUUUUUGCGUCUACAUACCUGGCAGUCUGCUUAUAAUUCAGUCAUCAGAAUCAAUAGAAACUGACUUUUAUUUCUGUGUGUAAUGUUGUUGGUAUGUAAGUUACUGAGCUCAUACAACGUGUGUGUGUGUGUAGUUGCUGAUGUCAGAUCAGUGCUCUCAUUGUACGAGUCAUUCUCAGAUAAGUAAAAGGAUGCCUUAAACAGUUUGUUUAAUUUUCUGUUGUUUGAUAGUCAAGCCUCUUAACAUGCCCCUAAUUUGUUUCCUUUGUGUUUGUACUGUGUUUUCACUCGUUACUGUUUUUAUUUUGGCCGGACUGUCAAGCUCAGGUUUAUUAGUUUUCAGACAAGUAUGUUCAUAGGUUGACAAAAGAACAACAAGAUCACUCUACAAUCUCUCCCUCACUAACGCAAAUAAAAAUGUAAUAUUCACACA